GAGACUUACCUAACGGACUUUAGAAAUAUGGAGGUCAGUAAGAAGCUCCUGAACUCUGUUUCUGGCUGUGUUGAUGAUGUUCUGCAUGGUCUGGCAAGUUGCAAUCCUGACCUGAGGGUCAUAGAAGGUCACCGUGUCAUACUACGAGCGGACCUCAGUCAUGUAAAGGGACGUGUAGCACUUCUGUCUGGAGGAGGCUCUGGACAUGAACCAGCACAUGCAGGAUACGUUGGUCAGGGAAUGCUCACUGGAGUUAUUGCUGGUCCCGUAUUCACAUCACCGCCAGUUGGAAGCAUUGUAGCUGCAGUCAGAACGGUGGCCCUUGCUGGAGCAGCCGGUGUGCUGCUCCUGGUGAAGAAUUACACAGGUGAUCGCCUAAACUUUGGCUUGGCUCUAGAACGCGCACGUGGGGAAGGUAUCGAAGUGGAGAUGGUAGUGAUCGCAGAUGACUGCGCUUUCAUCUCACCGAGCAAAGCCGGAAGGCGUGGCCUGUGUGGAAUUGUCUUGAUUCAUAAGAUAGCUGGAGCUCUAGCAGAAGAAGGAAAAAGUUUACACGAAAUCGCUUCAUUUGUCAGACAAGCUGCAACUGGAAUUGGUACACUGGGUGUCAGUCUAUCUCCAUGCAGUGUGCCAGGUUCAGGACCUACAUUUCAGCUUGCAUCUGAUGAGUUUGAAUUGGGCUUAGGUAUACAUGGCGAGGCCGGGGUACAAAGAUACAAGAUGAUGUCUUGUGAUGAGGUUGUAAAGAUUAUGAUAGAUCACAUGACCAAUGAAACCAGCAAAUCAAGAGUGGUUUUGCAGCCAGGUGACUCGGUUAUCAUAAUUGUAAAUAAUUUGGGAGGCUUAUCCUGUCUGGAGUUGCAGAUUGUAGCCAGUACAGUUGUGCGUCUACUGGAAAGUCAGGGACUGCGGAUACAACGGGCAAUCACUGGAUCUUUCAUGACUGCCCUUGAAAUGAGUGGCGUCUCUCUCACCAUCAUGAAGACGACAGCAGAGCUUGUGCGACUCUUUGAUAAAGUUACAUCUGCUCCUGCAUGGCCUCGUAUCCCAUGUGUUCAAGUGACAGGUCAGACCCGGACUAUUCAGUGUGCUCCUGAAAAUACUCAGCCUGAAAGAGCAGAGCCUGGUGCCAUGUAUGUGCAGGUCUACCAGCGUGUGCUGAAACGUGUGUGCAGCUCCCUACUGGCUCUGAAGGAUGAGCUGAAUGAUUUAGACCGUGCUGCUGGGGAUGGCGAUUGCGGGAACACACAUGCGCGGGCAGCGCACGCCAUCAGUGAGUGGAUAAGCAGCGGGAAUCUGCCCUCCCAGCCAUCACGCUUCCUUGCUGCAUUGUCAAACGUAUUGUUGGAGAAGAUGGGGGGCACUUCUGGUGCGCUGUAUAGUCUAUUCCUGAUGGCAGCAGCUAGGCCCUUGGAGAAUGAAUCUGGAGCAGGUGCCUGGGCAGCUGCAAUGGAUGCUGGGAUUGAGGCCAUGAAGAGAUAUGGUGGAGCAGAGGUUGGAGACAGGACAAUGCUGGACUCUCUGUGUGCUGCGAACAAUGUCCUCAAAUCACUCAAAGACCCUGGCUCUGAUGUAAUGGAGAUCCUCGACAGUGCAGUGAAGAGGGCCUCUGAUGCUGCAGAAGACACAAAACACAUGACAGCUGGAGCAGGCAGGGCCAGUUACAUCGGAUCUUCCACUCUCACCCGGCCGGAUCCUGGAGCCAAAGCUGCUGCCGCCAUCUUGAAGGCUAUAUGGGAGGGGUUAAAGGAAAAUGCUUAAAAUAUGGCUUGAUUGACAUAUUGCAGUUUGCCUU
This is a messenger RNA of Nanorana parkeri, 1795 nucleotides long. RefSeq names its product triokinase and FMN cyclase (gene TKFC). The transcript is spliced from 17 exons. The record is from RefSeq and is a predicted model, not a curated record. Bases 28 to 1761 code for a protein of 577 amino acids. Gene Ontology annotation, cellular component: cytosol. NCBI's taxonomy places the organism in Eukaryota, Metazoa, Chordata, Amphibia, Anura, Dicroglossidae. Gene Ontology annotation, biological process: glycerol catabolic process. Gene Ontology annotation, molecular function: glycerone kinase activity; ATP binding.